This is a messenger RNA of Daphnia carinata, 2762 nucleotides long. RefSeq names its product angiopoietin-4-like. NCBI's taxonomy places the organism in Eukaryota, Metazoa, Arthropoda, Branchiopoda, Diplostraca, Daphniidae. Bases 220 to 2514 code for a protein of 764 amino acids. The record is from RefSeq and is a predicted model, not a curated record. The transcript has 10 exons.
AAAAGGCUCUGUCAGCAACUCAAGCGGUUCACGUUGUCGUGAAUGUCUGGAACGGCAUCGACGAAAAAAGCCAAAGAGGGAGAAUCGAACCUUCACGCGGGAAAUUCAAUUGAUUUUCGGGAUAGUUUAACGUUUUCACGCUCUUCCGAGGAGGACACGCGACGGGUAGUUAACUAGAAAAGAAUAAAGCCCGAGAAGAAGGGCAGACGAUCUAUCGUCAUGCUGGCAAUGUUAGUGAUUGUUUUGGCCACUUUGUUGGUGGACCUGAGUCAGGCGGCCCUCCUGGACCCUAUGACGGUCAUGAGAGACGACAUCUCUCGGAUUAAAGUUAUGAUGGAAACAGUGGGUGAGCGAAUGGAACGCUUCAACGACCUGUACCUGAACAAGUUAGAGACGCGUUUGUUAAGCAGCGCCACUUCUCUUGCUCACAUUGACAGCAACGUCAAGAAUUUGCAGGAGAGGGCCCAUGUCUGGGACACGUUCCAGCUGCACGUCUCCGCCUGGAACGAGCAGAUCAAGUCUGUCGACAAGAAACUGGACAUCCUCAGCAGGGGAGCUGAAAAAUGGGAGAUCCUGGACGAGAAAAUGGCUACUCUGAUGCCGUUAGAUGAUCGAUUGACCAAGCUGAUGAUAAAACUAGAAGAAACGGAUGCCAGGGUGGCCGAAAUCCAGCGGAAGAUCAACACCCCUGGAGCGAACGGAGGCCUAUCGACUUCGGGUGUCGGUGAAGCGCCGCUGUUCUCUGAAUACACGAGCCGCGGGGUCCUCAGCGCAUUGAAAGACAUUGAAAUCAAAGUGAAUAAAAUCGCCACAUCAGAUCAUUCACCUGGAACUAAUCAAGAGCGAUCCGUCUUGAUCAGUGGCCGAAGAGAGGAGCUGGAACUGCAGAAGAAAACGUUCGACGUGGUCAACGAUGUGGCGGGCAAAGUCGAUUUUAUCCUGGACAAAAUGCCUACGGGUAAAAGGCAAAAUGGCGGCAAGCAACAGAUGGCCCAAUCGAUGGACGAUAAUUCGGAAGACGUUUACGAUGAUGGAGACUCGGAUUAUCCGUCUGGAUCUGCUGCUGGUGACAAUGGCGGGGCAGGACCGUCAUCCGGAAUCAAUCAGGCGGAACGAGCUUUCGUCAAACAAUGGCGUCGGAUGCUUCAGCCCGUGCGACGGGCCAAUCAACGAUUCAAUUCUUUAGACAAAGUGUUUGGCCAGCUGGACAAGAUAGCCAACGCCAGUUCGAUGGUGAUCCGGCGCGACGUGGAAAUCAGGCAACUCAAAGACGACGUGGCAGCGCUGUUGGAAUGCUGUCGAGGCAACGACGUCGGACUGCGAGGAUUAACUAGAAGCGUCGAAGCCUUAGGCGAAGCAGUUAAAGCUGGCCAAACGGAUGAGAAUCAGUGCGUGAGCGAAGCUGAUCUACAGACUAGAUUAAAGCACACUCAAUCCGAACUCAUCCGCCAGAUGGGUGACUCGUUCAAAGAGCAGAUGACAUCAGGAGUGGAACGCAUCCGUCAGACUUGCAUUGGUCAGCGGAAGAAAUCGUUGGCAAUCCACAACAGCUCCAACGGCACGAAUGUUGUCAGCGACGAAGAGUCGACGACCGAAGGCGCCAUAGCGUCGCAAGGACAAGCCACGCCUGUCGGGCCCGACACGGGUAAACGCGACACGAUGCGUAACGUAUCGAGCAGCGGUGGCAAAAUGAUUCCGCAGUCUCUGCCUUCCGUAUCAGCCCACAUUGGUCAAAGCGGAAAAAUCGGAGUUCGUGGUUGUCACGAUUUACGACUGGCCGGUGAGACGGAAACGCGCGUUUAUUCGCUGGCGUCGGGCAAAGAAUUGAACGAAGGCGGUCGCGAUUACAACACGAGGUUCUGCGACAUGACAACAGAUGGCGGUGGAUGGACGGUGAUCCAGCGGCGAGGAGAUUACGGUCUGCCCAGGGAGAAUUUCUCAGUCAAUUGGCGUGACUAUAAACUGGGAUUUGGACAGUUGGAUCGCGAGUUUUGGUUCGGCAACGACUUUAUCCACAGAUUAACAAACGAACACGACGUGGUACUUCGCGUGGAACUCUGGGACUUUGAGGACGGCCAUGUCUACGCCGAUUACGAAUCGUUCAGGGUGGACAGCGAAGAGGACCUUUAUCGACUGUGGGUCGAAGGCUACCAAGGCAACGCCACCGAUUCUCUAGGCUCUCACAACGGCUACGCUUUCAGCACUUUCGAUCGGGACAAUGACGAGGCUCCUCCCUGCUGUCCCUGCGCUCCGGCCUACGGAGGCGGUUGGUGGUUUUACAGUUGCUUUGAAGCCAAUCUUAAUGGAGAAUAUCAUUUGAAUCCAAUCGAAAACGAUUACUUCCGUGGAAUUAUCUGGGAAUUGUGGCGAGGCGAUUAUUCCCUUCGUGCGGUCGAAUUGAAGAUAAGACCUCACGAUUUUCCGAGGAUGCUGCCUCAGGUAACCACUACCACGGCGGCCACACCCUUUCCGCCUUACCUAAGUGCCGACGACAUCAUUCCCGAAGAUCCUUAACAACAACAACAGCACACUAAGCUUUAGUCUCCCCCCCUCCCCCGCUCAUUUUUCUCCCCUUUUUUUUAAUAUACUCAUCGACAUUUUACCCCACCCCUCUUUAUAUACCGCAUAAUACCCCAUCUUUUAUCUUUAAACAUUUGCCCUCUAUACCACAUUCUAGAUUUAUCUCUAUUUCAGCUAUCGAAAAGAUGAUAUUUUAUUAAUGCACACACAUUUGAAAUACAUUCACUCUUUAUUUGAUUACA